This is a messenger RNA of Magnusiomyces paraingens, 1041 nucleotides long. RefSeq lists its product as uncharacterized. Bases 1 to 1041 code for a protein of 346 amino acids. The transcript has a single exon. NCBI's taxonomy places the organism in Eukaryota, Fungi, Ascomycota, Dipodascomycetes, Dipodascales, Dipodascaceae. Gene Ontology annotation, molecular function: metal ion binding; lactoylglutathione lyase activity. The record is from RefSeq and is a predicted model, not a curated record.
AUGCUUCGGCUAAAGGCCAUUUCACGCCAAUUUAUUUUAACUAAUUUUACAAGUUCUACUUCAACGAAACAAACAUUUGUUAAAGCUGCAAACAUGUCUACCUCUGCAGUUGAUACUACCGGGUUUAAAUACAACCACACCAUGAUUCGCAUUAAAGAUCCUAAGAUUAGCGUUCCUUUUUACGAAAAAAAUUUUGGCAUGAAGUUGUACGGAAAAUAUUCUUUUAAAGGAUUUGGAUUUGACAUCUACUAUCUUGGCAUUGAAAGUGCAGUUCCCGCUGGAACUCCAUGGUACAAGAGGGAAGGGCUUCUGGAGCUGACUCAUAAUUAUGGAACUGAGAAUGAUGAAUCUUAUACCUUGAAUAAUGGCAACAAAGAACCUCAUCGUGGCUUUGGUCAUAUUUGCUUCAGUGUUGAUAACAUUACUGUUGCUUGCACUCGUCUUGAAGAUAAUGGUGUCAAGUUUCAAAAGAAAUUGACAGAUGGUCGUCAAAAGGAUAUUGCUUUUGCUCUCGAUCCUGAUGGAUACUGGAUUGAAUUAAUUUCUAACAAAAGCAUUGAACCUAAGGCAGAAACUACUGAUAUUACCAAAUACAAGUACAAUCAUUCCAUGAUUAGAGUCAAAGAUAUUAAGGCUUCUCUUAAGUUUUACCAGGAAGUUCUUGGAAUGAAACUUAUUAGAACUUUGGAGUUUCCCGAAGCCAAAUUCUCUUUGUACUUUUUAGGUUACUCUGACACUCCAAAUGAGGAGGAUCAUUCUAAUCGUGAAGCUCUUCUGGAAUUGACUCAUAACUGGGGUACCGAGAAUGAUCCUGAUUUUAAGUACCACAAUGGUAACGAUGCCCCUCAGGGUUAUGGCCAUAUUGGUCUUACUGUGCCUGAUGUACCAAAGGCAAUGGCAGAAUUUGAGGCUGCUGGUGUCUCCAUUAAAAAGAGGGUUACUGAUGGCAAGAUGAACUUUAUUGGUUUCAUUUUGGACCCAGACAACUACUGGAUUGAAAUUCUUCCCGAUCAAGAUCUCCCCGAAAUUAAAUGGGACUAA